This is a messenger RNA of Helianthus annuus (common sunflower), 1406 nucleotides long. Its product is annotated as 1-aminocyclopropane-1-carboxylate oxidase homolog 3. NCBI's taxonomy places the organism in Eukaryota, Viridiplantae, Streptophyta, Magnoliopsida, Asterales, Asteraceae. The transcript has 3 exons. The record is from RefSeq and is a predicted model, not a curated record. Bases 90 to 1181 code for a protein of 363 amino acids.
CAUUGCCUUAACAUCCUUCUAGUGUCUUCAACACCCCAUCGUAAUUUACGUCAAACCACCACCACCAUCGCCGUCGUACUAUAUCAUCAAUGGCGCCAGUAACAACCGAACAAGACUACGAUCGUCUUACAGAAGUCAAACAAUUCGACGAAUCAAAAAUCGGCGUAAAAGGGUUGCUAGAUUCCGGCAUCACCACCAUUCCCCGCUUCUUCCACCACCCACCGGAGAAUCUCCCCGGUCCAAAACCCAAAAACCGGCCUCGAUUAACCGUUCCGGUCAUUGACUUAUCCGGCGACCGGUCAACGGUGGUUGAACAAAUCCGGCAAUCGGCUUCCACGCUUGGGUUUUUCCAGAUUGUUAAUCACAGAAUUCCGGAAAGGGUAAUUGAAUCAGCAGUUGGUUCGAUUAAAGAGUUUUUUGAGCAACCCACUGAGUAUAAGAUGCGGUUUUAUCACCGGGAGGCUGAUAAAGGAGCUGCUUAUUCUACUAAUUUUGACUUGUAUCUGUCUAAAGCUGCCUGCUGGCGAGAUACUUUGCAGGUAGUGAGGGUGUCACCCGUGGAGUUGGACUGGAAUGCGGUGCCGGAGAUAUGUAGGGUGGCGCUGGCGGAAUGGGACAAGGCGGUGGUGGGGUUAGGUGAAGAGUUGAUGUCGAUUUUAUGUGACGGAUUGGGGGUUAAAAGUGAGAAGUUGAAGGAACUGUCGUGUUUGGAAGGGAGGGCGUGUGUGUCCCAUUAUUACCCACCGUGUCCUCAGCCGGAGCUCACGGUGGGCAUAGCCUCCCACACCGACCCGGGGGUGCUGACCGUAUUGGUCCAGAAUGAAGUGGGCGGGUUGUUGCAGGUCAAGUGUGGUGAUGACUGGGCUGAUGUUGAGGCGGUUCAUGGUGCUAUUAUUAUCAAUAUAGGUGAUAUGCUUCAGAUAAUGUCAAACGAUGAAUACAAAAGUGUGGAGCAUCGGGUAUUAGCAAACCCUGCUCAACGCGCGCGUGUUUCCAUUGCGGUAUUUUUCAAUGCAAGCAACCGAGAUAAACUAUACGGCCCAUUCCCAGAGCUCAUAUCUACCACGAAACCCGCGGUUUACCAGGAAUUCAAAUAUGAUGACUACAUGAGAAGGUUUUUCACCAAGGAACUCGGGAAUACAUUGACCAAUUUCUACAAAAUCGAUAACACAAAGGCAUGAUGUUUGGUAAUUAUACGAAUACUUGUUUCGUUUGAUGUAAAAAUAUGUUGUGUUUGAAAUUGCAUAAGGAAUAAAAGAUGAUGAAAAUCUUUACAAUGCAAAAUAGGGUGUCGUUGUGUCGGGUCGAACAGGUAGCGGUCCGGUCCAGACUAAACUAAAUCGUGGCACUUUGGCUUUUUGGUGCGCUAAUUAUAAGUCGAUCGAUCCAUGUAGUAAAAAACACUA